This is a messenger RNA of Moneuplotes crassus, 1850 nucleotides long. NCBI's taxonomy places the organism in Eukaryota, Ciliophora, Spirotrichea, Euplotida, Euplotidae. The record is from the annotation of a GenBank genome assembly.
UUUGAACUAAUAAUUUAAAAUGAAGAUAAAAGAUAUAGCAAAUCAAUUUAGAAAGGCGGGAAUCAAUGUCAGACCAAAGUCUCUCCAAACAGUCCAGAAAGCCAUCUCUGAUGUCCAGGAAGCCUUCCAGCAGAAGCAGCUGGACGUGGAAAUGGAAGUCGAGAACGAUCUGAAGAAGUCUAACGACUUUUCAGAUCCUUCUAGUGGCGCAAAAGUAGUCAAGUUCUUCAUCAAGCGCUUUAAGGAGAUCAAGAGUUGCGGAGGCAACUCUGAGAGUAACAUUCUUGAGCAGAACACUGCUCAACAGAUUUAUCUCAGUCUUACUCUGCAGGACUUGGAGGAGGAUAAAGCCCAGGACAUUACUAAAGACUCUAAGAAAAGCAUGGCCACCUUGAUUGCAGAGAAAUCCAAGAAAUUAGAAGAGACUAAAGAGAAGCAGAUCGAUGACCCCAUCUUUGACUAUCUGAAGAAAGAAAUAAUUAUUCUAGAUUCGUUUAAGGAUAUUCCUGAACCCGCUUUUAAAAGUUUCUAAAAUGACUACAACUGAGGGGGAUUCUAAAUCCCUGCUCGGUGGUGCUGAUUCUAGGACUGAGUACUUUCGCAAUAGAAUGAAAAUGUUAGAAGAAGAGCUGAUGAAAGACCCUAGGUUUAUCCGUCCUUCCAUCCUUGACUCAAAUAUAAAGGAAAAGAAGGAAGACACUGUUACAAUCCAACGUCUGAAUUCAGUACUAGGAACUCCAAAUACAGUUUGCUGCAUUGGGAUCCUUGUUAAUGGAGAAGAUGGGCAUCUUCAUAUUGAAGAUGAAACUAUGAGAAUCAGACUAAACCUUACCAAAACUCAUAGCGCAAAAGACUCCUUCUUCACUGAAGGGUCUAUUGUAAUUGUUGAGGGGUCUAACCGUGGAGGAGUGUUCUGGGCUGAUAACAUCCACCAACCUCCAAUGAUUCCAAUGCCAACAAGGAACGAAAUUUCAGAAAAAGAUCACUUCGGAGCAUAUACUUAUGUAAGAAACAACGUGCUUAAUAAAAUUGAAGAAAUUGAUAAGCUCGCAAUGAAUAAAAGAGAAGACCUUGAAGACUCUAUCGAUGAGAAUGAAGGUAUAGUCAUCAUGUCGAAUAUAUUCCUUGAUGAGCCAGAAACCAUUCAUGCCCUUGACAGAAUCUUCACUGCAUAUGAGUCUAUAGAGGCUAUUAACACAUUUAUUCUUUGCGGAGAAUUUAUCUCACUGAAAAAGGCAGACUCCUUAGAUUUUGAAGGGAUUAAAUUUUGAUUUGAUGAACUAGCCAGAAUUAUUAAGAAGAACCUCAGACUGAAAGCUGAAUGAAGGUUUAUUAUCACUUGAAGUGACCAGAUUUUCCCUUGCCCUCCAAUGUUAGAGUACUUCCAUGACACUGCAUUCCAGGGAAUUGAGAAUAUUACAUUUGCUUGUAACCCAUGCCGGAUAAGCUUCUAUGGUAAAGAGAUAGUUGUCAGCAGAUAUGAUUACCUCAAGAGAAUCAAGAAAAACAGUUACUAUCUUGGAGGAGACCUCAAAAGUGAGGGUGAAGAUGCUAACGAGGUUGAUGACAUUACUAAGAUUGCCAACACAAUUCUGUCUCAAGCAAGCUUAAUGCCUUUGUUCUACCUUGUGCAACCUAUUUACUGGGAGUAUGCAGAAGUGCUUAACUUGAACAACUGUCCUGAUUACUUAAUACUUGCUGAUACUUGCGAGCAAUACUCAUUGGAUUCCCUACCAAAUGCCGCUACGAAGGUCACAAAUCCAGGAAACUUUAGCACAAACCAUACAUUCACCAUAGUAUAUCCCCUGCUGGGUAAGAUUGAGAUGAGUAGUCUUCCUGAAGAGGAAUAA